Molecule: messenger RNA, 1110 nt
Organism: Aphanomyces astaci
Lineage: Eukaryota; Oomycota; Saprolegniomycetes; Saprolegniales; Verrucalvaceae
Exons: 2
Coding region: 1-1110 (369 amino acids)
Source: RefSeq, a predicted model, not a curated record
AUGGCCGCCUUCCUUCUCAUCGCGAUCCUCUUCUACGUGAUGGCCUCGUUCAUGGCCGCUGUUGCGGGCACCAACGUGAACGCCAUCGUGACCCCAACACACGUUAGCGUCCUGGGCGUUCCAGGGGUGUUCACAGCGCCCCCUGGGCCCAGCUGCGCCCUCCCGAACACGACCCCUCUUGUCAUGGGCUGUGUGUCGGUGAAGUCGCCAGCAGCCCCACGCGCGACGCCCACGAUGGCCGCAGCAACGACUCGACCACCUUUGCCGAUGUCGACCACUUCAAUGCCACCCCACACGACGAGACCUGCUGCCCCGACCACCAAAGGACCAACGACGUCACCGUUGCAGUCAACCUCUCCACGAACGACCUUGAGUGUUGGAGUCACAUCGCCACCUCCAUCGACGACCCCUCUUCGAACAACUGAAGAGAUCCGCACAACGAAAAGUCCAACGUACUUGCGUUCCACGGUGAUCCCAUCCCCAACAAAAGCUCGUCCCAAGCCCAUUUGGUCGUGGGUGGUUGUGGGGGUAGUGGUGUGUGGUGUGGGGCUGAUGGGGUGCGGCGUUGCCAAGUGGCGUCAAAAUCAAACCACUUCGUCACCCCCUGGGGAUGGACAUGCUGCUGACAUGUAUCACAUGGCGGCAACCCCCACAGGCAAUGUCCCAGUGCCGUGGCUUGACGUCCCUAACACGUGGCGCAAUGGCAUGGCCCCCAUGGACAGCAUAACAGAAUGGGAUGCUCGGGACGGGGAGGGGAACGACGCCCUCGUGCUAACGCCUCGCGAAAAGAUCCCCUGCCUUGACGCCAUCGGCAGCUACGAAGAUCAGCGGGGAUGUGGCAGCAUUUCGUCCAACAUCAGCAGUCCCCGACGAUCGUCGUCAGUCUGCAGCGACGUUGCCACCGUUGAAACCGUCGGCAGCUCUGAAGAUCAAAGGGGGUGGGGUAGUGUGUCUUCGAACACCAGCAGCCCGCGAAGGUCAUCCUCCGUCGGCAGCGACGUCAGCAGCGAUGGCCAGAGGGGGUGGGGUAGUGAGUCUUCCAACACCAGCAGCCCCCGAAGGUCAUCCUCUGUCGACAGCGACGUCACGGACAACUCAAGAUGGUCGUGA